AUGUCCCAAGCAAAACGUUAUACGCAUAAUGGACCUGUCGACUGCAGCCUGCCUUUUGACACCAAGAAUCUGCAGGGAAAGACGGCAAUUGUCACUGGAGGUGCCAAUGGUCUCGGCGAAGGAUAUGUUCGCGCCCUAGUUGAUAGAGGGGUUAACGUCUGUAUCGCGGAUUUGAAUCAAGACAAGGGAAAGAAAUUAGAAGCAGAGCUACAGGGCACCAAGUUCAUUCAAUGCAACACCACCAGCUGGGAUGAUCAAGCGCGUCUCUUCCGGGAAGCCAUCUCCUUUUCACCAACAGGCAAGAUCCACUACGUCGUCGCCAACGCGGGCAUCCACCGACCAGAUGAAGUUUUCCUGUACUCCGGCGACGAUCAAGAACCAGAAAAGCCGGACCUGAGUACCAUCGACGUUAACAUCCAAGGAACACUAUACACAGCCAAGUUAGCAUCCCACUACUUCAUCAAGCAAAACGGACAGACUCCCUCACCCGAACAAGAGGAUACAUGUUUGGUUUUAAUCGGCUCUGGUGCAGCCUUCCUCGACUGCCCUCGCGCGCCUCAGUACUGUGCCAGUAAAUGGGCUAUGCGGGGUAUCAUGCAUUCUCUCAGGAGGACGGCAUUCUAUUACGGAAGUCGGGUCAAUAUCAUCUCCCCAUGGUAUGUGAAAACGAAUAUUCUCUCGGAGGAAGCAUUUGCCCAUGUUUCCAGCCUGGGGGUAGUAUUGGCCACAGUUGAAGAUGCAGGAGAGUGUCUCUUGCGGAUUCUCAGCGAUACUGGUAUCAAUGGACACUCUAUCUUCGUCUCGGGGAGGAAAUGGGCUGCCCGGGGCUAUAUAGAUUUGGAUUUAGAGGAUUAUGCGGGCAAUGCGCUUAUCCAGGACAUUCAGGAGGAUCAAAUGAAAUCGGCGCCGCCGUCGCUGGGGCUGUUUUUGUGA
Aspergillus pseudonomiae is the source of this 933-nucleotide messenger RNA. RefSeq names its product putative short chain dehydrogenase/reductase. The coding region runs from base 1 to 933 and encodes 310 amino acids. The record is from RefSeq and is a predicted model, not a curated record. Lineage: Eukaryota; Fungi; Ascomycota; Eurotiomycetes; Eurotiales; Aspergillaceae. Gene Ontology annotation, molecular function: oxidoreductase activity. The transcript is spliced from 5 exons.